This is a messenger RNA of Symbiodinium sp. CCMP2592, 687 nucleotides long. NCBI's taxonomy places the organism in Eukaryota, Dinophyceae, Suessiales, Symbiodiniaceae. The record is from the annotation of a GenBank genome assembly.
AUGGUGCCCUUCCUCCAGGUGCUGGUCGUGUUCCUGUACCUUUUCCGGGCAACAGUGGGCCAGCAGUCCUGUGGAGUGGGAGAUGACGGUGUCUCCAGCAUAGAAGACACAAUGAAGAGGCGCUUUGCCAACAAGGAAUGGACAAACCGCACGCUGCCCUACGACUUGCAGCGUCGCGUGCUCAAGCUCGCUUUGACGGCCCCGAGCGCCCUCAACACGCAACCCGGGAGACUGGUCGUUGUUGACACGCAGGAGUCGAAGCAGAGGCUUGCGGAGGCCAUGGACGGCCCCAACCCGCACCACGUGCUCGAGUCCUCCUUCUCAGUGGUCUUCGCUGCUGAUCCGGCGCCUCCUCUUCCUGCAGAUGCUCCACCCUUCUUUGCCCAAGUGCUGAGGGACGUGUCCCUGGCCCAGGCCUGCAGCCCUCAAGCAUGGGCCGAGAAGCAGGUGAUGCUCCAAGUAGCGCACUUUCUGCUGGCAGCGACGGAACACGGCCUGUACACGAACCCCAUGGAGGGCUUCAAAUCGAAAGCAGCGGUGCGAGAAGCCGUGGGCUUGCCAGACAACUACGGUGUCGCUGUGGUCGUGUCCGCGGGAUAUGCCAAACAUGAAGGGGCACAGGCAUCCAGACGGCCUCUACAGGAGGUCUGCUUCCGAGACAAUUACGGUGGCAAUCCCUGUCAGUAA